Annulohypoxylon truncatum is the source of this 1751-nucleotide messenger RNA. RefSeq names its product zinc carboxypeptidase A. Gene Ontology annotation, biological process: proteolysis. The record is from RefSeq and is a predicted model, not a curated record. Lineage: Eukaryota; Fungi; Ascomycota; Sordariomycetes; Xylariales; Hypoxylaceae. The coding region runs from base 216 to 1487 and encodes 423 amino acids. The transcript has 5 exons. Gene Ontology annotation, molecular function: zinc ion binding; metallocarboxypeptidase activity.
GUUACCACACGUGCUGUCGAUAUUUUGCACCAUUGUCACAUCAUUUUGCCAAGCUACUGGAUAGCGAGUUUAGGAAGGAGACUGCUAGUAUCUCCAAUGUUGUGUUGCAAUGCAUCAGUCUCCCCAACAAAGCUUCUGAAUGAGCUUAUAACUACUCGCCACCAAAGCUUAUGAUAAAACCUGCUCGCGCCCUCCUUGGCUAAAGAGUUUCUUGGAUGUCACAGGCAGCCACCAUGAAGUUUUUAAGUGUUGUUUGGUUAGCUAGCGUUUCUGGCGCCUUGAUUCGAGUAGGUCGUGACGGAAAGGCCUCAUAUGAAGGCUAUAAGGUUUAUAGGGUGAACACGAACGAUCGCACGAAUGAGCUAAGUUCAGCAUUUGAGGGUCUAUCUGUCGUCGAACUCAACCAUAACGGUGGAACAGUCGAUAUUGCAAUUCCACCGGAGCACCUUGAGCCCUUUGAUACGCUCAAUUUUACUACUACAGUGCUGAGUGACAACUUAGGAGCUGAUAUUGCGGCUGAAGGUCCCUUGGGAAGCUACCCAGAACUUGACGAAAAUGGUGUUCCGUCAAUAUCCUGGUUUGAUUCGUAUCACGCAUAUGAAGACCACAUCCAAUACUGGAGCGACCUCCAGGCGUCAUUUCCCGACAAUUCGGAGCUUAUCCAAGUAGGGCCCUCGUUCGAGGGGAGACAAAUUCAAGGUAUCCAUCUCUGGGGAAGCAGCGGUAAGGAUUCAAAACCGGCCAUCUUCUUCAACGGAAAUGUCCAUGCUCGAGAAUGGAUCACCUCAAAGGUUGUCGAGUAUCUACUUUAUCAGAUUGUCAUCGGGUACAAGAAUGAUACGACAGUACAAGCAGCCCUAGACAACUACGAUUUCUAUGUUCUGCCUGUGGUGAAUCCCGACGGCUUUGUGUAUUCCCAGACGACCAACCGCCUCUGGAGGAAAAAUCGCCAGACACGAGAUAACACUACAGCGGUCGGCACGGAUAUAAACCGUAACUGGUCCGUCGGGUUUGGUGGCGGCGGUUCUUCAUCAAACCCUGAUUCAGAGACCUUCAGCGGCUAUCAACCCGGAGACGCACCGGAAACAGCUGCGUUGAUGGCUUACGCGCAGACUCUGGCUAGCGAUAAAGGCAUCAAGCUGUAUAUCGAUUGGCACAGCUACGCCCAAGUGAUAUUGCUCUCGUAUGGUUACAGCUGUGACACGUUUCCGCCGAACUAUGACAGGCAAGUCAGUCUUGCGGGCGAAACAGCUGCAAGAAUCGCACAGCCAUACAACACGACAUUCGAAUAUGGAUCGGGCUGUCUCGUCCUUUACCAGUCGAGCGGGAACGGUAGAGAUUACAUGACUGACGCGGCUGGAGCUGAGUUCGGGUGGGGAAUAGAGCUUAGAUCGACUCCGUACGGCUUCGUGCUUCCUGCCGACCAGAUUUUGCCGAGUGGUAUUGAAAUAUGGGAAGGUAUGAAAUACCUAUGGGCGAAUUUGUAAUUCGAUGGGAAAAUUAGGGAUAGUCUGGGGCUAGCACGUAGCAUGGCCUUCACCUCAUUUCUUCACAGCUACCUAGGUAGCUAUUUAUAUCGAUGGAUUUCCAAUAUCACCGUCUUAUUAGAGCUGUGGCUCUUGCAGGAGUCUUUCACACUUCCAGAUAGUAUGGUGAUUCAAGGGUCGGCUUCAUAUAACAACAUCAGUGCCGUGUCUGCUCCAUAGGGUUAAGAGACUACUAAGUAUGAUAACCAUAGACAGUAAUUGGGC